CGUUCACACGCUCACGUGACCAAAACGCGGAAGUGAAACGGGAAGUUGUCGCCGAGAUGGAAGUACGGCGUUUUUGCUCAAAACAAACUUCAUUUUAGGGUAUUUCUAUUGUUUAUUUUGCACAUAAGAGAUGGAUUCGGGAGCGAAAGAAGUGAACGAGGAUUGUGUCCGACAGUUGAGAAUGGCAACUCGAGAAAAACUGAAAAAAUUCAACUGUUUGCGCGGUCGGGAGUUGGCGUGUGGCGAGUUCUGGGACGUGGUGGCGGUAACCGCCGCGGACGAGUGGCAGAAAGACGCCUACGAGCUUCAGAUCCAGGCAAAAGUGGAGAGGAAAGAACUCCCGCUUGGAAUUCCCUUCAAAGUCUUCUCGGAUCCACCUGGAUGUAAAAUAGGCAACGGCGGCUCCACCCUUCACGCUCUGCAGCAGCUGAGUGACAUCUACGGCCCGACUCUUUGCAGGUUGAGAGUCAUCCUGAUUCAUGCAGGUGGCUCGAGUCAGCGCCUGCCCAGUGCCAGCGCGCUGGGGAAGAUCUUCGCCGCCGUGCCGCUGGGCGAGCCCCUCUACCAGAUGCUGGAGCUCAAACUGGCCAUAUAUGUGGAUUUCCCCGCACAGAUGAAGCCCGGCGUGCUGGUGACCUGCGCGGACGACAUUGAGCUCUACAGUAUCGCCAGGGAUGAGAGCGUUGCGUUCGACAAGCCGGGCUUUACGGCUUUAGCCCACCCGUCGCCGCUGUCCAUCGGCACCGCCCACGGCGUUUUUGUUUUGGAGCCGUGUGAGGAGACCGCAUGCUCAGAAAUGGAGACCAGGACCUGCUUGCGCUUUCUCCACAAGCCUAGCGUUGAUGCGAUGCGAGACACGGGCGCCGUUUGUCAGAGGAGAAGCGGUUGUUUUCUUAUAUCCGAUAGCGAGUUUGUCUACACGGACAGUACCUACUAUGUAGACUUUGAUACGUCGCAGUGUCUCCUCGGUGUGCUCAAAGAGGUCGGACCGUUGGAGUGCGAGAUCGACGCGUACGGCGAUUUCCUCCAAGCGUUAGGCCCGCAGGCCUCGAUAGAAUACACCCGCAACACGGCCAAUGUCACCAAACAGGACGGCGGCCUGGUGGAAAUCCGCCAGAAGAUUUUCCGUCUUCUCAGAGGAACGCCGCUAAAUGUGAUCCUCCUCAAUAACUCCAAGUUUUAUCACAUCGGGACCACGACGGAGUACAUCUUCCACCUCACAGAGGAUGACGCCCUGAGGAGCGAGUUGGGUCUCCUGUCGUCUGCGUUCAGCGUACACCCGAACGAAAAGGCUGAUGCGGCAUCCUGCGUGAUGCACAGCGUCCUGGAACCUAGUUGCUCUGUGGGAGCCGGAUCCGUGGUGGAGUACUCCAGACUGGGAGAUAGAGUGUCCGUAGGCAGGGGCUCAGUGGUCAGCAGCUGCUGGGUCAGACCCGAUACCUCGGUGCCCGAUGGGGUCUUCAUGCAUUCUCUGUGUGUGACCCAACGGGAAAGAACUGGCUUCUUAACAGUCGUCUUCGGAAUCAACGACAACUUCAAAUGUUGCGUGAAAGCUUCCGAAUCUAUGGAAGCCUUGACUCUUUUUGGUGUGACUCUGGACACCUGCGUGUCCCUCUGGGGACUGGACGGUCAUGGCUUGAGGUUUUCCGGUGACGUGUCCGGCUGUAGUUUGUGGACCGUUUGUUUGUUUCCCAUUUGCGAGGACCAACAGCAGUCGUUCUCCUUGUCGCUAAACAUGCUGCAGGCCGUCCUGGGCAGACGUGCCUUCAACAUACCCAAAGACACAAAGCUGAUAUCUAUGCAUGAGGCCCUGCAGUGUAAGAAUCUGCAGGAGAUGCUGAACUUCCGGAAGGAACUCUAUCGUGACAUCGCACGGAGAUCGGGAGCCAGUUGUGAGGCGAGCAGCAGCAUGCUGGACUAACUGGACACGCUUUGAGGGAGGACUGGCUGACUCCAAAGUCAAGUGCAUGCAUGAUAGUAAUCCAGCCAAGAUGUGAUGAUGCUGUUAGUGUAAACAGUGCACAUCAGCGUGGAUGUGCUUUGAACUACACAAGCCACUAAAAUCGAAUUUAUUGCCGAACAAAUAAACUCAGAAUAGUCAAUCAAAUCAAUUAAUUUCUCAGCCCUUGUAGCGUAGUACAGCACUGGAAAAAAAAUAAGAGACCACUGCAAAAUUAUCAGUUCCUCUUAUUUAGCUAUUUCUAGGUAUAUGUUUGAGUAUUUUUUUUUUAAAAGAAAUGCUAUCAUUUAGAGCAGCAGUUUUUUUUUUUUUUUUUUUUCCAUUUUUCAGAACGAUUUCAUGUAAAGACACAUUUUGAGGGAGCAUUAUAGAAACGGAGAAUAAACGGUUAAAUAUACAAAUCAGCAUGA
Molecule: messenger RNA, 2370 nt
Organism: Phyllopteryx taeniolatus (common seadragon)
Lineage: Eukaryota; Metazoa; Chordata; Actinopteri; Syngnathiformes; Syngnathidae
Gene: fpgt
Product: fucose-1-phosphate guanylyltransferase
Exons: 4
Coding region: 131-1921 (596 amino acids)
Molecular function (GO): transferase activity, transferring phosphorus-containing groups
Source: RefSeq, a predicted model, not a curated record